AUGGCACAACACGAGGGUGACGCUGAAGCGACACAUCUUACCAACGUGUCGCGACGCGAUACGGGCGGACGUGGAGAUCCUUAGUGAAAUUCGGCAUCCCAACGUACUGCUGCUGAUGGCCACGGCGUCUACGCUCGAGUACGGCCUCGUCUCCGUCUUCGAGUUAAUCGACUGCUCGUUGUACAAUUACAUGCACGAGCAGGACGAGCGAAUAAGCGUGCAAGGAGUCAUGCAGAUCGGCAUGAAAUUGGCGGACGUAUUGAACUACUGUCACAUGCGUGGAUACAUUCACACAGCGGUUAGCUCGUACUGCGUUUACUUUGCAUCCGAUGCGACUGUCAAACUUGGCGGAUGGGAGCUGGCCAGAGAAAUUGACAAAGUUUACGUGGAACGCGAUUACGAAAGAUAUCUGCGAUUAGAAAACUUCAAAUGGCAAGCACCGGCGUUAUGUUACGGGCACCAUCCCAAUAAAAAAAAUCGAUGUAUACUCUUUAAUGCUGUUACUUUGGGAAAUGUGCACAGGAAGUGUACCAUGGAACGGAUACGAUGAACAAAAUGUAGAACGGCAGCACAUGAUGCGAAAACGAGAUGUUAUUAUAAACUUACAGAAUGUCCCAUCGAUUCUCC
Vollenhovia emeryi is the source of this 627-nucleotide messenger RNA. RefSeq lists its product as uncharacterized. Gene Ontology annotation, molecular function: protein kinase activity; ATP binding. Gene Ontology annotation, biological process: protein phosphorylation. NCBI's taxonomy places the organism in Eukaryota, Metazoa, Arthropoda, Insecta, Hymenoptera, Formicidae. Bases 116 to 550 code for a protein of 144 amino acids. The record is from RefSeq and is a predicted model, not a curated record. The transcript has 4 exons.